Molecule: messenger RNA, 2325 nt
Organism: Bactrocera dorsalis (oriental fruit fly)
Lineage: Eukaryota; Metazoa; Arthropoda; Insecta; Diptera; Tephritidae
Gene: SdhBL
Product: succinate dehydrogenase [ubiquinone] iron-sulfur subunit, mitochondrial
Exons: 1
Coding region: 779-1705 (308 amino acids)
Biological process (GO): respiratory electron transport chain; tricarboxylic acid cycle; aerobic respiration
Cellular component (GO): mitochondrial membrane
Molecular function (GO): electron transfer activity; 2 iron, 2 sulfur cluster binding
Source: RefSeq, a predicted model, not a curated record
UAGAAGUUUGCUCUAUUUUUGAUUACAAAUCUCUGUGGCACAUUAUAUAUACAAGCGAAGAUGAAAGGAAUUAUCCCUGGUACGCAUAUAUACAACUUGUAUACCUCUGUUCGAAUUAAAAUCUCAUUCGAACAUUAAAAAAAUUUAUAUUAUCAAAUUGGCAAAAAUGUAGAGGUAAAUUGCUGAGUGUAGUAUUAAUUUGUUUGGUUCAGGCGAUUAUUUUAAAGUAAUUUUAAAUAUAUUAUUUACAAAACGUCAUCUUAAUUUAGGGAACCAGUAAGCAGGAAUCAUUAACAAAGCCAAAGAGGUCGUGGCAGAACGAUAUAUGAUACAUAAAUAUGUACAAGUAUGUGAAGCCUGACCUAUUUCGGGACCAAAAUUAUAAUAUUAAUACUUAAAAUAUACAUUUUUAGUAGGAGGACUCAAAAUCUUAAGUUACAAUCUUUCUUUUCAACUUAGAAUGCCCAUCAGGUGCAACCAUUAAACCAAAGUAAUAUUAUCUCUUAUUUUUUAAGAAUUAAAAGCUUAUUCGGCGUAUUUAAUCAGUGUUCAUUAUUAAAGGAAUACGCGAACCAUUCCUCUCAUGUUAGACAUAAUAAAAUUCUUAUUGCGGUAUUAGUUCCAUGUUUGUAUUUUUGAAGAAUAACUACCCACUACAAAAAUAUAUGGCUUCCAUAAGUUUAGAGUAGGUGAUGAAAAGUAUGCCUUAAAUUAUAUAUAUUAAAUUUCACUUCACUUUAUAUAAGAAGCAAAUAUUUCAUAAUAUCUUGUUUGCAAAAUGUUAAGCGGUCGAAUAUUAAUAAAUUCUAGCGGACAUUGCCGGGUAACUAAAUGUGCGUGCAAUUAUAUAUGUGAAGAACUAAUUCAUAGAAAAAACACACAUGCCAAAAGUUUUUCUAAGAUAUCAGCAGUUAAAGAAACAACCGUAGCAAACGACAGGAAAAAUACUGCCCUUAUAAAGACAAUUCAGAUUUAUCGCUGGCAGCCUGGGAAAACACCUCGACUUCAAACUUACCAUAUAGAUCUACAGAAAUGUGGAGUAAUGGUUCUUGAUGCCCUAAUCAAAAUUAAAAACGAAAUGGAUCAAACAUUGACUUUCAGACGAUCCUGCCGAGAAGGAAUCUGUGGUUCAUGUGCUAUGAACAUUGCGGGUAUUAAUUCAUUGGCGUGUACGAGUAAAAUUGAUAGAAAUCCUUCACGAAUAUUAAAAAUAUAUCCAUUGCCACAUAUGUAUGUGGUUCGGGAUCUUGUUCCAGAUUUAGGACACUUUUAUGCUCAAUACCGUUCAAUUAAGCCAUGGCUUCAACGUAAGGAUACUAUUAAAGGCGCAAUAGGAAAAGCGCAGUAUUUACAGCACCUUGAAGAUCGCAAAAAAUUAGAUGGGCUUUAUGAAUGCAUCCUCUGUGCUUGUUGUACGUCGUCAUGCCCAUCUUACUGGUGGAAUGGAGAUAGAUAUUUGGGACCAGCGGUUUUAAUGCAGGUCUAUCGAUGGGUUGUAGACUCUCGAGAUAAUGUUACUGAAGAACGCUUGAAGCAGAUAAAAGACCCAUAUAGUAUUUAUCGUUGCCACACUAUUUUGAAUUGCACAAAUACCUGCCCAAAAGGGCUUAAUCCUGGUAAAGCCAUUAUUAAAUUAAAGCAAUUAUUGUGUGGUUUGAAAUCGAAACCAACUGCUCUACUAGACACAAUUAAGCUUCAGAAGUAGAUAAUUAAUGAAAAAAAUCCCAAGUCAUUUUUUCUAUCCUAUUUGUAUGUUUGCUGUUUUAAUAAGCAAACAUGAAGUCAUAGAUACCGGGUAUUUUUGAUAAUUAAUAAGAACUAUAUGAUUUGAUUAUUAAUCUCUGUUUGAAUAUGAUUUAUGUUUUUAUCUUUUAACCUCAGAAUAAAUAAAUUAAAACUUUCUACACGUUAGCAAAUUGCUGUUGCCAUAUACGAAGAAACGCCUUAAAUAGGCGUUAAAGAAAACUAAUUGAAUAUAACUUGUGCAUAGCGCCAAAAAAAAAAUGUUUUAAUAAAUAUGUAAAAUAGCGAGGAGGCAAGUGUUUGAGAACAAAGUUUUGCUUAACAAGUUUUGUCCGGGAUAAACCCCUAAGUUACUCAACCUAUAACAGUCAAAUAUAACAGACUAUGUUUGUUCCAACUUAAAAGAUAGAAUAAUUUAUAUCUCAAUUAUAUUAAAACAAUUCAUAACUAAAUAAUAUAUUUAAAUAAUAUAAAUAAAUAAUAAUUUCCAAAAACUAAAUUCCAAAAGUUCAUUAUUUCUUUUAUUGACAAAUGUUUGCAUCAAUCAUUUUCAAAAUUAAUAGUAUUUAUUGUACAUUAUAU